This is a messenger RNA of Hermetia illucens (black soldier fly), 2752 nucleotides long. RefSeq names its product glycine receptor subunit alpha-4 (gene HisCl1). Gene Ontology annotation, cellular component: neuron projection; membrane; synapse. NCBI's taxonomy places the organism in Eukaryota, Metazoa, Arthropoda, Insecta, Diptera, Stratiomyidae. Gene Ontology annotation, molecular function: neurotransmitter receptor activity; extracellular ligand-gated monoatomic ion channel activity; chloride channel activity. The record is from RefSeq and is a predicted model, not a curated record. Bases 980 to 2293 code for a protein of 437 amino acids. The transcript is spliced from 7 exons. Gene Ontology annotation, biological process: nervous system process; signal transduction; chemical synaptic transmission.
UAUGUGGGUGAGUUGCAUCGGGGGGAGGAAGGGAACUGGGAGCUGAUUCCCAAUCAUUGAAGAAAAAUUAUUUCAGUGUCUCUUCUAAGAAAAUAAAUAAAAGUAGUUCGACUGUCGAUUAAAUUUUUUUUGUAACUUUAAUUCAAAUGAUUAAAAUUUAAUUUAAAUAUAUAUCCGGCGUGGCAAAAUAAUACCAACAUUUAAAUACAGAUAUGUUUGUAGGUUGUUUUGGAAUAAAUUAAGUGAUUUAUUGCGGAAAUAUUUAAGAAAAUAGAAAUACUUGAAAUAAAAAAUGUGGGUGAAAUUAUAAUAGAGCAAAUUAUUGUGGAUCAGUGGGAAUUGAGGAAAAUUCGAUGAUUUUAUGAUCGAUCCGAGGCUCAAAUAGAAUCGCUAAACUAAAUUUGAUUGAAAUGCAGACUUAAAAGAAUCUGGCGGCUAAAAAUUUCGUUGAAUGAUUUCCAUCACGCUUCAGAACUUAAUUUUUGGUUUGACACCAUUUAAACAAUUGAAUUUUUAAUAGUUGGUUUUCUAUUCAAUAUAAUUUUUUACAUUAAUAACACUUUAAAUAUUAAAAACCACUUGAAAUCCAUCGGUUUUUGUAACAUGAUUUUUCUUAUUUGCAUCUACUCUGAAUGCACAUAUGAGUUUUCACUUGAUAUCUAUUGAUAUGUAAAAAGAUGCUGUUGAAAAUUGUCGGAGAUUUGCGAAAAAUUAAGAAUAAAAGAAACAAGACCUCAUGCAUUGCAAGAAAUUUUUAUCUCCUUUGUCAUCAUCAUGAAGGAGAAGUUAUGCAUAUCUGUAAAUUGCUCGCAAUUAGACCAGUAAAUUUAUGCAAAAGCUCUGAUAAACGAAAUAAAAACAACUACAAACGACAGCAGACUAUAAAACUAAAACUAAUGCUAAAUAAAGUUGAUAUAAAAAAACGUAAAGCCUUCCCAUUAAUAGUAAAUCUACAAUCAAUUUGUGGGAAAGAAUAAUAAUGUUAUAUAAUAGGAGAACUGGUAACUAUUCGUUGUUUGUAAUAUCCAUGAAUAACGUUCAACUGUCCAACAAACCCUUGUGCAACUAUUCAAUAAUAUUAAUUGUGUGUAUGAUGUUUUGGAAGUUGGGAUAUUGUUCACAUGGUUACAGAAAUAACACAGAAAGUGCUGAACUUGUGUCUAAUUAUGAAUCGAGUUUAUCAUUGCCCGACAUUUUGCCAAUACCAUCAAAACAGUACGAUAAAAAUCGCGCUCCAAAACUACUUGGACAGCCAACAGUGGUAUACUUUCACGUGACCGUACUAUCGUUAGAUUCCAUUAAUGAAGAAUCAAUGACAUACGUAACGGACAUAUUUCUAGCUCAAAGUUGGCGAGACCCAAGAUUACGUCUUCCUGAAAAUAUGAGUGAAGAGUAUCGAAUACUUGAUGUCGAUUGGUUGCAUAGUAUAUGGCGGCCCGAUUGCUUCUUUAAGAAUGCUAAAAAAGUUACAUUUCAUGAAAUGAGCAUACCAAAUCAUUAUCUAUGGUUAUAUCAUGAUAAGACGUUAUUGUAUAUGUCAAAGUUAACUUUGGUAUUAUCGUGUGCAAUGAAAUUCGAAUCAUAUCCGCAUGAUACACAAAUAUGUUCCAUGAUGAUUGAAAGCUUAUCACAUACUGUACAAGAUUUAGUAUUUAUUUGGAACAUGACAGAUCCGUUAGUUGUUAAUUCCGAAAUAGAACUGCCCCAGUUGGAUAUAUCGAACAAUUACACAACAGAUUGUACGAUCGAAUACUCAACUGGAAAUUUUACAUGUCUAGCAGUUGUGUUUAAUUUAAGACGCCGCCUAGGCUAUCAUUUAUUUCACACGUACAUCCCAUCCGCUUUAAUUGUUGUUAUGUCGUGGAUAUCGUUUUGGAUCAAACCGGAAGCGAUACCAGCACGAGUAACAUUGGGCGUGACAUCGCUUUUAACGCUGGCAACACAAAACACACAAUCACAGCAAUCCUUGCCUCCAGUUUCAUAUGUGAAAGCUAUAGACGUAUGGAUGUCGUCCUGUUCGGUUUUUGUAUUCCUAUCUCUUAUGGAAUUUGCAGUAGUCAAUAACUACAUGGGUCCUGUGGCGACGAAGGCGAUGAAAGGAUAUUCAGAUGAGGAUUUGACUGACGCGGAUGAUUUGAAGAAUCCUGAUCAUCGUGGUUCAGUUGUUGUUCCUCAAUACGAUACUUUUUGCUAUGGACGUGAAACUGCAUUGUACAUAGACAAAUUCUCCAGAUUCUUCUUCCCAUUUUCCUUUUUCAUCUUGAACAUAGUUUACUGGUCGACAUUUUUAUAAAAAAAGCAACAAAGCAAACUUCAACGUUCAAUGAAGAGUCCCGGCGGUUUCUUCACACCUGGAAGUGUUCUUAGAGUCCUUUUCGGUCAUUCGGAUUCACAACCCAACUAGUUUGGAGACAUACGACCGAAGCCAGAAAAACCGCUUCUACAAAAAAAGACAGCAAAGCACACAUGCAGCUAUGACUACUCUACAAGCAAUAUCUUCGACAAUUCUUAACUUUGCACACACAACUUCAAAUGCAAAAGAUGGAAGGAUAUAUUUCGAUGUGGAGCUGAAGGGACACAUUGUAUCAUGCAGUGUAUCUACGUAGAUUCUAGUUCAAAUUAUUUCGUGGCACUGUUAAAAACUUACAAAUUUUUUUUAGAAAAACUAAAUCGAAUCGGAAACUGAUGUUUGGAGCUAACUUUUAAGAAUUGAUAAAAAUGUGAACUAAUAAAACUAAAGAAAUAGGAAAAA